Morone saxatilis (striped sea-bass) is the source of this 4509-nucleotide messenger RNA. Its product is annotated as sprouty-related, EVH1 domain-containing protein 2-like. The transcript has 6 exons. The coding region runs from base 550 to 1947 and encodes 465 amino acids. The record is from RefSeq and is a predicted model, not a curated record. NCBI's taxonomy places the organism in Eukaryota, Metazoa, Chordata, Actinopteri, Moronidae. Gene Ontology annotation, biological process: multicellular organism development; negative regulation of MAPK cascade. Gene Ontology annotation, cellular component: membrane. Gene Ontology annotation, molecular function: protein kinase binding.
UCGUUGGAGCAGCUCGGCUGCCUGCAAUCCAACAUGGAGUAGAGAGAGAUGGGGCUCUAGCGGGGCCACCCCUCGGUAACAACAGCGACGACGCGCUUUUUACGCACAACUGGAACCGGAGUCGUCGGUGAAAACAUGCGCCUUAGGACUUAAAAACGGAGUGUGUGCCUUGCGUGUCCGUGUGUGUGCGUGUGUGUUGUGUGUUUUGGAGGUGGGGGGGGAGCAAAGAGAAGAGCUGGAUUUGGCUACUAAACUGUCUGUAUAGGCUACGUUACCUCCUGAAGACGAUGGGGUAUUAAAGUUAUAGGAAAGGGGCAUUUGCGAUCCAGAAGAAACUGGUUGGCUCCGGAGGGGGAAACAGGGGAAAAGUGAGGAAAAGGAGACGGAGACACGGCCAGUCGAAGGCAAGCCAAAGAGCCGACACUCGCACAAAGGCGCAGGGGGGGAUUUAUGCGGAAUUGGAGACAGAAUUGGAGGAGCCGCGGUGAAAGAAUGACGAGCGAAAAGUAUGCAACCGCCGUGGUCCAUUACCUGAGGUGAAACGAGAAAAUGAUAGAAGAAACACACCCAAACGAUGACAGCUACAUUGUGCGUGUGAAAGCGGUGGUGAUGACGCGGGACGACUCGAGCGGUGGCUGGCUGGCCCAGGACGGGGGAGCUCUGACCAGGGUUGGGGUGUGCCGCCUCCUGCCACCAGAGCUGGCACCCGUGCCGGCCUCCAGCUAUUCCCAGUUCCUCAUCCGCGGUGAGCGGUUGCAGGACAAACAGGUGAUCCUGGACUGUCCGCUGAGGAAGGACCUUGUGUACACCAUAGCAACGCCCACAUUUCACCAUUGGAAGGUAGAGGACAGGAAGUGUGGCCUGUCCUUCCAGAGUCCAGCCGACGCCAGAGCGUUCGACAGGGGGGUACGGAAAGCCAUCGAGGACCUGGCUGAAGGCUCCACCACCUCCUCUACAGCACUCCAGAAUGAGGGCGAACUGGGUGACGACGACGUCUUUACUAACACCACAGACAGCUCAUCCAACUCCUCCCAGAAACUGGAGAGCUCUCUGCAGCCGCUCGACUCCUCACCCCUUCCGCUGAGACACAAGUGCAUGCUGGGACAUCGCCACGACCUCCACGACCCCUACCGGCUCUCAGACCACUACUUCUUGGACCAGCCGUUGUCUCGGAUUACUCGUCGUGUCACCUUCCAGGAGGACGAGGAAAUCGUCCGAAUCAACCCUCGGGAGCGCAGCUGGGAGAGAACCACCGAGCGUCUCCAUGGACGCCAGUCGGAUCGCCACUGGCUCACGGGCUACGAGGACUACCGUCACGCCACUGUGCGUGACAAGUUCAUCCAAAUGGAGGAAUCUGAGCCCUACGUCCACUUUGACAAGACGGAGGCGCAGAAGCACGACUACACCUAUCCGCUGGCACCGGCCUUAUCGCCCUCAGACUCUGACCCCGCCCUCGGACCCUUGGUCAAUAAGGGCCAUGGCGGCUCAUAUCGCCAAGCCUUCUCCUCUGUGGUCGCCUCACAGCCCCGCUCCUUCGUCCCAGGCUCCCCGUCCACCAAUGGUGGGAAGGGACGGAAGGAGGACGGGAUGGAGCGCGCUCAGUGCGAGCACUGCGGCGAGGCCUUUUAUAUCUCCGACAACCGGAGAGGCCGGUGCCAGGAUGCGCCGGACCCUGUGCGGGCGUGCAUCCGGCGGGUCAGCUGCAUGUGGCUGGCAGACACCAUGCUCUACCACUGCAUGUCUGACCCAGAGGGGGACUACUCAGACCCCUGCUCGUGUGACGGGGGCGAGGGCAGCGGGGGAGGCCGACUCGGCUCGCGCUGGUUAGCUCUGCUUGGCUUGUCUCUGGUGGCGCCCUGCCUCUGCCUCUACCCGCCUCUCCACGCUUGCCACCGGGCGGGGCUCAGGUGUGGCUGCUGCGGAGGCCGACACAAGGCCCUGAGUUGAGAAACCACGCUUGGAAAACCUCUCGGAGGAAACAACAAAAACCUAAACCCAACGCAAGCACAGGGAAAGGGAAGGAUGGGGAAAUGCACAGAGGGGACAAGUGGUCAUGGCUGCUCGCUCUCUUGCCUUGGUUUCUCUGGGUUUCUCUACAAAUUCCAGACACUGAAAUAAGCCAAAAAAAAAACAGUUGGUGCAUUUUCUGAACGGCCUGGGAAGAUAAGCUCCCCCUUACGGCAGACAGUUCUCUCAGCUCUCCACGUGGCCAUUUCAUGCUCUGUUUCUAGUGAGAGAGAGCACUCUUUUUCAGGGGGCCUUUUUUUUUUAUAGCUGACCUAUAUGUCAUGUAUCACAUAUGCAGGUACUUUAUACUUUGUACACUGACUCGGCGUCAAAGAACUUGAAUUGUUUCUUUGUUCUAUUUUUUCUCUCCUUUGAUGUACGAGUGGCCAUUUUGUUUAUAUUCCAAUAUCAGGCCCGCUCAGCUCAACUCCAGCUACAAGAGAAAUCAGACACUACACCUCUUUGCGUGUGCGUAUAUGUAUGUGUAUGUGUGUGUGUGUGUGUGUGUGUGUGUGUGUGUGUGUGGAUGGUAUAUGUGCAUGCUUAGAAUGUGCGCCGAGGCCUUUUUGUUGUCUGUACUGCAGCUUAUAGUAAAGCUCAUGUAUAUAGUCUACAUAGCUCUCCACCGUCAACAUCUUCUUUGUUCACUGAAACAAACGUGGUACUCAUCUUAAUCUGCUUCUAAUAUCCCAAAGAUUCGUGUUUUUAUCCUAUUUAUUUUCUCACUGAAUUGAUUUACCAGCAAAAGGGUGCUGGGUUGUGAGUUCCACACUCAACGAGACGGUGCUUCAAGUCAUGCUACGAUACUCUAGCAUCCGUCUCCCUGCUCCUUUCACGUUAUUUCAAACAGUGCCUAAACUACCACCUUAAUCCAGGAACCCAAGUCUCCAGUCAGUUUUUUGGCUUAUUUUACUUAACACGCGCUCAAAGCGGUGUGAGAUUUUAAGGCUCUUAUUUCCUCAUUUUCUGCAGAACCUCAGCCAGCAGUCUGUGUCACGUCAAGGACUGAAAAAUCAAUCAGACAUACCGUUAAAGUUGGUGCCCGUUAUGCCUUAAAAUGUGGAGUGUCGCUCCAAACUUCACCCCUGUCCCUCUGCUCUAAUGAAAAGCGCGAGCAUGGUUACGGCUCCAAGCAAUCAGCCACAACACAUACUCUUUUAAACUUGGUUUAAACUAUUUUUGUAAUGAAAAAAAAAACUCUUAAAAAGGUUCUCAUCAAGUGUGUAAACUAAGUGCUCCAGUUUGCUUGCGAUGUACAAUCAGCUCCCCUCUUUAAUCCCUGCCCGCCUCCAGUGGAGCCCACCAGUUACAUGUGUGGAACAAGCAAGUGAUGAUCUGAUCGGCUCGAUGAAUGAAAUGAGUUCAGAACUGCGUUCAAAAUGUAUCCCCAUCCAAUCCCCCACUAAAAUGUUGGUUUUAAAAACAAAUAUAGAUAUUGAAACCCCCUUACUAGUGGAAAUUAGUAUAAAUGGCCUUUGACAGGUCACUACAGCAGUGUAGUGUCUUAUUUCACACUUAUUUAUAAAAGAUAUUCCUACGUGUCAUUCUUGAGUUGGAAAAUGAAUAAUUUAACAUUUUGGGAAAUUCUUCACUUUCUUGUCAAGAGCUAACCUGGAGCCAGGACAUGGUUCGCUUAGCUUAGCAUAAAUAGAUUUAGCCUGGCUCAGUCCAAAGGUAGCAAACUCCACCUACCACCACCUCACUAACUAACAUGUUAUAUGUUGUAUUUUCACCAUAUAAAAACCAAAGUGUAAAAACUAAUUUGUGAUUUUACAGGUUACUAGCUGUUUUCCAGCGAGAAAGCAAACGAGCAUUUCACGAAAUCCCAAAUUGUUCCUUUAAGGCCAAAAUAUUAUUUGUAAAUGAGCUUGUGCUUAAACCACAGUUACAUGUGACUGGUGUGCGUUAUUCCUCUGUCCUACAGCAUACUGUUUUUCCUCCAUGCCAGAUUUGGUAUAUCACCAUGCCCCCCAAAGAGUUACAUCGACUUCGAUGUUCGACUGAAGUAGGAAAGAAUCAGUUAAAGUUUGGUCAUUCAGGGUCAUAGCAGGCGUGUCGAGGUACAAACUCAGGCAUUGGAGGAAAACAAAAACCCUGUCCUCACCUGCCUGUGUCACCUGCCGUUUGAGUGACACUACAGUUGGCCAAUCACGCCCUCACACUGACAGCACAACACUAAACUGACAACCGCUUGAUGCGCCGUAAGCCACCAUCAUGGCAGCAUUGGGGAUGUAACCAGGAACACUAAGCUUUUAAAAAAUAAAAAAAGAAGCAGGACAUCAGUGGGGUCCCUUUGGAAAAGAACAGGAGUCUGAAAAACAGCUGAAAUCCUGGAAACAAACAUCCAUCCCUGAUUGUUUUGCCAAAGAAAUGUCACUUACUGUAGUUGAAAUGCAGAAUGCCUGAGGAUGUCCUUUUUCCUUCCCCGGUUGUGUCUGUUUCAUACAUCCUGUCCUCUAUACCAGUACCUACGUCCUUGGUGUGAGUGUUUGAGUGUGUGAG